AUGACGGAGGAUAUCCAGCAUCUAGUUCAAUGGACUACACGUUCUGGAGCUUACCUUCAUCCUGAUGUUGAGAUUUACAAAGAUGCAGUCACAGGAUUAUCGUUCAAGGCGCAAAAAACGAUACCUCCUCAAACAAGUAUUGUACGAUGCUCAUACCAAAUUUCUCUAUCAUAUCUGAAUGCAGUUGGCAAUUAUUCCCAAUUUCCAUCUACGGAACCAUUUCCUAUUGAGUUCCUAGAGACUCUAAAGCAAGAUGAUCCUAAUAUCAUCGGUCACUUUUUCCUCAUGCAGCAAUAUCUGAAGUGUGAGAAAUCUCCAUGGUGGCAGUAUAUCAGAUUACUUCCCCAACCAGGUGAUCCCAAAAGCCUUGGGAUUCCUAUCUGGUGGCCAGAGGAAGACCAGAAAUUCCUCGCUGGGACAAACGCAGGACCUCCGCUUCAGAAGCGAGAACAGAUGUGGAGAGAUCAGUGGAAGAAGGGAGUUGUGCUUCUGAGAGAAUUGCCAAAUCAUAAAGAAUACAGUUAUAUCUUGUAUCAAUGGGCUGCUACUAUAUUUGAUAGUCGAAGUUUUCGGCCGUCCUUGACAAUUUGUCCCGAAGCACUGAGCGAGAGCUCUAAAGAGAUGGAUCUUAAUCUAGACCAUGUUCGCAAUGAUAGAUUUUCGAUCCUUUAUCCUCUAGUUGAUAUAGGCAAUCAUAAUGGCAUUAAUCAGGUAGAGUGGAAGAAAGAUCUUAGCUCCAACUCCUUCGAUCUAGUUCAUUCUGCCGGCGUCUCGGAAGGAGAUCAAAUUUACAAUUAUUAUGGAAACAAAUCAAAUAGCGAAUUGCUACUUGGCUACGGUUUUAUUCUUCCAAACGAUAUUGUGAAUCGGAAUGUUGUCAAUCUCAAACUGACCCCAGGCCCUGAUGCUAUCCAAUUGCGCAGAAGUCAAAAUUGUCACGUCCCUCCGAAUCCAAAGCAGCCCGAGGAGGAAUUUAUGUUUGCUGUACAACCUCCAUCUACAAACAAACUAUCAGAUUCUCGAGUUGUAGAAUUUCACGGUUUCGAAGAAGGUCUUGUAGAUUUAGUUUGCUGCAUGGUAGUAAACGAACGAGAGCGUUCAUACAUGUUGAAGCACCCAGAAAUAUGUCCGGAAAAAAUUGCACAGCCGUUCAAAAGUCCUUUGUAUCGAGCGCUACUCCAUGCAAUUUUCAUUAUUCAGUCCAAGCUCUCAUACGAAAUUGAGAGGAUUGAGCAAACCGGUGCGACUCUAGGGUAA
This is a messenger RNA of Sclerotinia sclerotiorum 1980 UF-70, 1257 nucleotides long. RefSeq lists its product as hypothetical. The record is from RefSeq and is a predicted model, not a curated record. The coding region runs from base 1 to 1257 and encodes 418 amino acids. Gene Ontology annotation, molecular function: protein-lysine N-methyltransferase activity. The transcript has a single exon. Gene Ontology annotation, cellular component: nucleus. Gene Ontology annotation, biological process: peptidyl-lysine monomethylation. Lineage: Eukaryota; Fungi; Ascomycota; Leotiomycetes; Helotiales; Sclerotiniaceae.